Molecule: messenger RNA, 2367 nt
Organism: Brenthis ino (lesser marbled fritillary)
Lineage: Eukaryota; Metazoa; Arthropoda; Insecta; Lepidoptera; Nymphalidae
Source: the annotation of a GenBank genome assembly
AUGGAUAGCAAUGAACGCGUUAACGAAAUAAUAGCCGAGGAGACAUCUGCGAGUUGUGAGUACGAGUACUAUGAGAGAAUGAGAAAUAGUGAGCAGACGAGUAAUAGUGAAAGUGUUGAGAUUAUGUAUGGGAAUAUGGAGAAUGACAUGUACAGUGAUAUAUCAAGGCCGUCUAAGAGAGAUAGGCCUGUAGACGAGGAGGAAAUAUGGACGAACGUCACUAGACGAGGUAAACGGAUGGCUCGGGAGCACCGGGACAUUGAGUCUACUAGGAUUACGAAAGAUAAUAUAGAAGUAAAUAUUACGAGUAAAUCAUCGGAGAAAAUACCUAAACAGUUUAAAUUAGCGAAAAUAUUAAAAGCAGAAAAUAUACAAGAUAUUACGAAAGUUAAAUUUAUUAGUGCAUAUAAGGUUAUAAUACGUUUUAGUAACGAAGACAGUGCAGACAAGUUAAUGGAGUCAAAGUAUUUCCAAGAAAAUGGAUUUAAAUGCCAAAAGACUUUAGAUAUCAAAGAAACGUUUGGAGUUAUAAAAAAUAUUGAUUUAGAUUCAACGGAAGAAGAAAUAUUGGAAAGUUUAAGAUGUGAAAUGGAUAUAAUAGCAGUUAAAAGAUUAAAACGACGAAACAGUGUUAAUGGCCAAUGGGAACCGUCAGAGGUUGUGAGAAUUUGUUUUAAGGGUUCUUCAUUGCCUUCAAAGUGUAAUAAUUGUCAAGGAAAACACAUGGCAUUAGCUCGAACUUGCCCUAUGUAUAAGAAAGAGAAGAGGAUAAGAGAGUUGAUGGCAGAAUUUAACUGCUCAUACAAACGAGCACAGACUAUUUAUGUACCUCCAGAAUCUAUAUAUUUGUGUAAUAAUACAGAAUGCUCUAAGGAAGGAGACAAAGAGGAAGAAAUUUCGAGUGGACAUAUAAAUAAAGAAACAGACAGUUGUGCUAUAGAAAGGGAGACGACAUAUGCAGAAAUACUAAAGAAGCCAAAAAAAAAGGAACGCUCACAGUCGAAGAAACCUAUAAAUAGUAAAAAGGCAACCGAUAAAGAUAAAGCAGUACAAGGCGAGAGUUUUGAUUUUUUCUCAGAGAGCGAAUCUGAAAAUUCUCAAAAAAUAGAGGAAGAAAACGCUAGACAAGACAAGAAUAAAAUUAGUUGGAUGAAAAUCUUAAGACAAAUGCAAGAAAAAAUCUGUGAUACUAUUCUCAGUGAAACAUGGUUAGUUCCAGAACAUGCUUUUAGAAUUAAUGGCUAUAGUAUUUUUAGAGCAGAUCGCAUUGAUGGUUAUGGAGGAACUGCUAUAUUAACUCAUAAGUCCAUAAAGGCAACUUUAUGUAAUCUGACUUCUACAAAUACCGAAAUACAAGCUGUACAUGUAAGACUGCUAAAUUGUGCUGAGAUAGAAAACAUAAUUUCCAUAUACUGCCCAUCAUCAGUGCGCACAUCAAAAAAUGAUUGGGAUUAUUUUUUUUCUUUAUUCAAUCACAAAACGAUAAUAGCCGGAGAUUUUAAUGGGCAUCAUCCUAAUUGGUCAUCCAAAGAAGAUACGAGAGGAAAUCAGAUUUUUGAUUCCAUAUUAGAAAAUAAUUUUAUCACGAUAAAUGAUGGAACAGAUACACGAAUUAAAUUAGUCAAUGGUGUAAUUCAAAAAACUUCUCCUGAUUUGACUAGUGUUAGUACAGAUUUGGCUUUUAAAUUCAAAUGGGAAGUUAUAAACGAAAAUUUAGGCAGUGAUCAUAUGUUAAUUAAAGUAAGUACUGAAAUUGAAUGCCCAAGAAAGUAUACUAAGAGAAGAAAUUACAAAAAGGCAAACUGGCCGUCAUAUAUGAAUAAAAUUGAAUCAGAUCUUGUGAACUUUACUCUUCCUUCAGAUCCGCAAACAGCGUAUAACAAAUUUAUAGGCCUUGUUAAUAUGGCAGCAGAUAAAUACAUACCAAUUAUUAAAGUUUGUGAAAAUCCUCUUCAUCAACAAAAAUUUAAACCAAAGUCGUACUGGGAACCAAACUUAUCACAUACAGUCGCACAGAGACGGCUUGCUUUGGCUAUGUUUAGACGAAACCCAACACCGCAAAAUCUCGAUAAGUUGCAGAAUAAAAUAAGUAUAGCUCAGAGAUAUAUACGGCGGAGUAGUUGCAAAUCGUUUCAAGAAUUUUGUAGUAAAGUCGACAAUGUAACAAAUGCAGUUGAUAUGUGGGCACAAAUGAAGGAUGAAUCGCGUGUGACAAGAAGCAUGAUGGAAGUGAAUGUAGAUGGAGAGGUAGGAGGAAGACCGAGGAUAGAUUAUAUAAGACAGGACAUGAAAGAGAAAGGGGUGAAUGAGGUUAUGAUGAAUAAUAGGGGAGAGUGGAAGAGAAAGACUUACUGCGCCGACCCCAAG